Messenger RNA from Physcomitrium patens, 3098 nucleotides. The record is from RefSeq and is a predicted model, not a curated record. Lineage: Eukaryota; Viridiplantae; Streptophyta; Bryopsida; Funariales; Funariaceae.
UGCAGCGCCGUUGUCGUUUCCAAUCCUUUUUCCUGGAGGCCACUGGUUUCCAGCCUACCUGGUUGUCCCGUGCCUCCUUUCUUACGUGGUCGACGGAGCCUCCCUCCUGUUGCCGCCGUCUUUGCCUCCAGCGACGUGGUCGAUCUCUGCACAGGACUGCCUGCCUGCCUGAGAGAAUCUUCAAGGUCAAAAUUCUUGUAGGGAGUUGGUUGGUUGGUUGGUUGGUUUGUUGUUUGGCAGGCUGGAUGGCUGGCUAUCUGCCUAGGAAUCUUGCCUCGUUAGUUGCUGCUACGGUGGUGGUUGUCUCUGAGGUGCUUUUGUUCUGCUCGGGAGGUUGAGGUUGGUGACUUGGUGGCUGAAGGGAUGUGACCUCCCGUUAAGCAGCCUGUCGCGGAGGUUGGGCUUGGAAGACUCUGAUUGAGUGUGCGGGUGGGGGGAGGGUGGUGCAUUUGAGAGGCUUCAGAGGUUUUCGGGGCGAUUUUUCUCGUUUGGUGUUAUGGGGUGAGGAGAGGAGAAAUUAAGCAGUGAAGAGGAGGAUUGGGCGGUUGGAGUCGGCGAGAUAGUGAAGUGGAGAUGGCGACCUCAGCCAUGGCGUUAUCGUUCAUGCCGCCAUUUUUUAGCAUUUUUGAAGUUUGGGCGUGUUUGCUGCUCGUUGGGACGAUUGUGUUUUUUUUUUGGAGACCGUAUGCGCCGAAGCCUGUGGUGGUAGUGAAGCCGGCGAUGGUUGUUGAGGAGGACGUGGAAGAGGACAGCCGCGUGAAGCGUGUAAUGGUGUUCUUCGGGACACAGACAGGUACCGCGGAGGGAUUCGCCAAGGCGAUUGCGGAGGAGGCCAAGUCACGGUAUGAGGGUACUGCUGUAUUUAAGGUUAUGGAUCCCGAUGAUUACGGUGCGGAUAAUGAGCGAUACGCGGCUCGGUUGAAGAAGGAGAAGUUUGCCUUGUUCAUGGUGGCGACUUAUGGUGAUGGUGAGCCGACGGACAACGCCUCGCGUUUUCAUAAUUGGUUUAUUGAGAAUGAGGAGGAAUUGGAACUAGGGUUGAAUGAGUUGAAUUUUGGAGUUUUCGGCCUGGGCAACCGUCAGUACGAGCACUACAACAAAGUUGCGAAGGAGAUCGACAAAGCGUUGGCGAAGCAGGGUGCUAAGCGGAUUUUGGAAUGUGGUCUUGGGGACGACGAUCAGUGCAUCGAGGAUGAUUUCACUGCAUGGAAGGAGAAGCUUUGGCCGGAGCUUGAUGCUUUGUUGAAGGAUCCCGAAGACACGACUGCUUCAACCCCGAAAACUCCUUACCAUGCUGCUGUUGCCGAGUAUCGCACGGUGACUUAUGAAGCUGGAACGAAGCUUCAUGUUGAGGAGUACGCUGCGAAGAAAACCGGACAAGCUGGGUAUGAUACACUUCAUCCAUGCAAGUCAGAGGUGGCUUUCGUCAAGGAGCUGCAUACCUCCGAGUCGGACAGGUCGUGCACACACUCGGAGUUUGACAUCGCCAAUACAGGACUUUCGUAUGAAACCGGCGAUCAUGUUGGAGUUUAUGUGGAGAAUAAUCAGGAGGAUGUGGAGGAAGCUGCGAGGCAUCUGGGGAUGCCGCUUGAUACAAUUUUCUCGUUGCAUGUAGAUGCCGAGGAGGGACAGCUGCUGGCUGGAUCUCUUCCCCCGCCCUUCCCAGGACCGCUGUUGCUUGAGACAGCUCUGCGUCGUUACGCUGAUUUGCUGAAUCCUCCACGUAAAGCCGUCCUGAACGUCUUGGCCGUAUUCGCAUCCGACCCGGAGGAGGUCGAGAGAUUGAAAUAUAUGGCCUCUCUGCAGGGCAAGGCCGAUUAUUCCAAGUGGGUGGUGCAAAGUCAGCGGAGCUUGAUCGAGGUAUUAUCUGCCUUCCCCUCCGUGAAAUUGCCGCUCGGUGUAUUCUUUGGGAGUGUCGCGCCACGCUUACAGCCACGAUUUUAUUCCAUCUCCUCAUCUCCUAAGGUAUCCCCUUCCCGAAUUCACGUCACUUGCGCCCUCGUCUACGGCCCGAGCCCCACGGGGCGCAUCCACCGCGGUGUUUGUUCUACCUGGAUGAAAAAUGCACAGUCUAAGGAAAGUCACAGCGCGGAUGAAUGCAGCUGGGCUCCCAUUUUUGUGCGCCAGUCGAAUUUUAGGUUACCUUUGAACUCGAACACUCCAGUCGUAAUGGUCGGCCCUGGAACCGGCCUGGCACCAUUCAGGGGAUUCUUACAAGAAAGAGCUGCCCUUCAGGAAUCCGGAUUUACCCUUGGACCCGCGAAGCUCUUCUUCGGGUGCCGAACCCGGGCACAUGAUUUCAUCUACGACAAUGAGCUCAAAAGUUUUGUUGAGAAAGGGGUGACUGAACUCACCGUAGCCUUCUCUAGGGAGGGUCCCAAGAAAGAAUACGUCCAGGAUAAGAUGCUUGAGCAAGCAGGUGAUGUGUGGAGAUUGAUUAGGGGUGGAGGAUACCUGUACGUUUGUGGCGACGCGAAAGGAAUGGCCAAGGACGUGCACAGGAUGUUGCAUACCAUUGUGCAGCAGGAAGAGAGCGUAGAAAGCUCGAAGGCUGAGGCCAUUGUGAAGCAAUUACAAGUGGACGGGCGUUACCUGCGCGAUGUGUGGUAGCCUUUUUAUUUUUGGUACGAGUAUUGCAAACCAGUAAGAGCUAUAGAUUAUAGGUAGCAAUCAAUAGCACGCAUUGAUCUAAUUCUAUCUAUUAGAUCAGUGCAGAGAUUCUCAAUCAGUGCGCACAUUGUGCAAUGCAGGAAUGUAGAUUUUACGAUUCUCGGAUGUAGUAUACCAGUGUAGUAAAUAUUGUAGGGUAUUAUAGUCAUGGUUAAAUCAACGCGGGUUAAUUCAAACACUCCAUUUGUUGAAAAUGAAGUGUUUACCGCGGGUCAAGAAAGGUCACGAUACCUCCUGCUUUCUACCGGAAUCGAGUUGUUCGUCGUCAUCUCGAACCGUGGAGGAGCCUGUUAGUUUGGAUGCACGUCCUGCUUAAUUCAUCUUUUGGAUGAUUUUCUGUACCCGUUGAUAAUUGCAGUUCGAAGUACUGAAAUUGGUGGAUUCAACCAAGAGAACGUCUGUUUCGUUGUACGAAGGCGAUUUGUUUA